This is a messenger RNA of Telopea speciosissima, 1921 nucleotides long. Its product is annotated as pentatricopeptide repeat-containing protein PNM1, mitochondrial. The transcript has a single exon. The record is from RefSeq and is a predicted model, not a curated record. Gene Ontology annotation, molecular function: protein binding. Lineage: Eukaryota; Viridiplantae; Streptophyta; Magnoliopsida; Proteales; Proteaceae. Bases 70 to 1680 code for a protein of 536 amino acids.
GAAGGCUGCUGACUGCAGGCAAAGAGUCGACCUUGCUCUCUCUGCGCUAUUUCUCCAAACACUUGGACGAUGUCGAGACCUCCGUCGACGUUAACGGCUCUGCAACUACGAAAGCUUCUACUUCGUUGCUUCUCUUCUUCUUCGGCCAGAGCUCAUGAGCUCUCUCAACUUCCGCCUUCUCCUCCCUUGCUCCAACGCUCUUCCCUCUCUUCUCUGCUUGGAUGUCCAUUGACUAGAGGUGCUCAUGAUUAUCUUCUACACCCUUUCUUUUCUUCCUCCAGAACCCUUGCAACCCAACCUUCGCACCACAAGAGCAAAGUGAUUCAGAACGAAGAUCAGAUUGCUCAAGCAAUUUCACAGGAGAUUCUCAAAGACCCCAACGCAGAGUCUCUCUCUCUGAGCCAGAGACUUGAUCUACAUUUCUCUCACAUUCGUCCAACUCCUUCGCUGCUACUUCAAGUCCUCAAUCAAUCUCCAGAUGCUGGACGUACAGCCCUGGGGUUUCAUCAGUGGUUUUCGACUCGACCCGGUUUCAAGCAAGACGACGAGACGACCUCAUAUCUCGUCGAUUACUUAGGCCGCAGGAAGGAUUUCAAGGCAAUCCACGAUGUCCUCGUCAAUGCUCGCGGCGUCACUGGUCUCAAAACCCUAGCUUCAACCAUCGAUCGCCUUGUCAGAGCAGGCAGACCUACGCAAGCUGUCUCUUUCUUUGAGAAGAUGGAGGUGGAAUGCGGUUUUGUUCGUGAUCGCGAAUCUCUUAAAAUGGUCCUAUCAGCACUCUGUGAACACGGUUUUGCCAGUUAUGCGGAGAAGAUGGUGAAGGAUCUCGCUAAUCAGUUCUUCCCCGAUGAGUCUAUAUGUGAUAUGCUCAUCAAGGGAUGGUGUGUUGAUGGGAAAAUCGAUGAGGCGAGGAGAUUAGCGGGAGAGAUUUAUCGCGGAGGCUUUGAGCUUGGUCCAAUGGCUUACAAUGCGAUGCUUGACUGUGUAUGUAAACUUUGCAGGCUUAAGGAUCCUUUCAGGCUCCAGUCUGAAGCCGAGAAGGUUCUCCUUGAUAUGGAUAUCGCUGGAGUGCCACGCAAUGUGGAGACAUUCAAUGUGCUCAUAACUAAUUUGUGCAAGAUUCGUAAGACCUCAGAGGCACUUAACCUGUUCGACAGAAUGAGCGAGUGGGGUUGCUCUCCUGAUGCCACAACUUUUCUUGUCCUUACGAGGAGUCUCUAUCAAGCUGCGAGGAUUGGUGAGGGGGAUGAGAUGAUUGACCGGAUGAAAUCUGCAGGGUAUGGGGUUGAUCUCGACAAGAAAGCAUAUUAUGGAUUCCUUAAAAUCUUGUGUGGAAUAGAACGAAUUGAGCACGCAAUGAAAAUAUUUAAGAUGAUGAAGCAGGAUGGCUGCAAAUCUGGGAUCAAGACUUAUGACUUGCUAAUGGGGAAAUUGUGUGCUCAUGGUAUGGUUGAUAGAGCAAAUGCUAUAUUCAAUGAAGCUAAGAGGAGAGGGUUACCUGUGACCCCCAAGGUGUAUAAAUUGGAUACAAGAUUUGCGAAGAAACCAAAGGUCAAGAAAAGUGAGAAGCCGAAGAGGUUGACACUGCCAGAGAAAAUGGCAUUGAAGAGGAAGCGUCUUAGAAAACUUCGACUAAGCUUCGUGAAGAAACCAAAGAAAAUGAUGCGGCGGGCCUAUUGAUCACAUCCAGAGUUUGUGUGAGGUGACAGUCAUCAAUGAAAUGCUACAAAAUGGAUCAAAGUUCUUUUGAAGAAUUUAAGCAUUGUGUGCUUCGUCGUGCUUUUCUUCUAGUCAUGGAAACAAUAGUGAUCAGUAUUUAGUUCAGAAUAGAUUCAUUCAGCUCACAAUAUUUUUUCUUCGGUAUGCAUUUUGUGAUUUCAUACUAAGCAGCUGAUAAAUGCCUGUGCCAGCAUUUUAAUCC